CUCACUUGCUCACACCGACAUGGUCCUCUCGACACAAAUCCUACGAUUGUCGGAUCAAUUACCCCUCGCACAGUCCGUAGACGAUGACCAGUCAGACCGAGAGCUGGGCGAGGUCAAGCAGCAGUCAAAGACAGUAGUCAAGAAGCUCAAUUCGCAGAGUGAGAAUAGGUGUAGCAUCGAGAGUGGGAAAUACACACUGCACUACCUCCUCCACCCACCGCCGCCUCAGCCUACCCCUACAAGUUGCGUAUACCUCACAAUUGCACCCAAGUCAUACCCGCGCAAGUUGGCAUUUGCCUUCCUCGACGAGCUAGCAAGAGAGUUUGAGCAGUCCUAUGGAAGUCAAGUGGGGCAGAGGAGUCUCAGGCCCUACGCCUUUGUUGGCUUCGACACCUUUCUGCAAAAGACCAAGCGGGUCUACCUCGACUCGCGCUCCGCCGAAUCUUCCUCCUCAGCAGCAGCAGCAGCCGCCUCGUCCAAUCCCACAUCCUCAAAUCUCGACCGGCUGAACAAUGACCUGCAAGAUGUGACACGGAUCAUGACCAAGAACAUGGAGGACCUGUUGUGGAGGGGAGACUCGCUGGAUCAGAUGAGCUCGAUGAGUAGUAGCUUGAGGGAUGAGAGCAUGAAGUACCGCAAGGCGGCGAGGAAGAUUAACAUCGAUGCCAUGAUCAGGCAAUAUGCCCCUCUAGCGGCCGUUGCCUUUCUAUUCCUCUUCAUCAUCUGGAUCAAAUUCUUCUGAGCAGCAGCGCGUCUCUCCUGCCGAAGCUGCCUGCUGGCGAUUCCCUUGUCCUGUCAGCCUUCGUCAGUGUUUCACCU
This is a messenger RNA of Microstroma glucosiphilum, 819 nucleotides long. Its product is annotated as snare-like protein. Gene Ontology annotation, molecular function: SNAP receptor activity. The coding region runs from base 20 to 742 and encodes 240 amino acids. Gene Ontology annotation, biological process: endoplasmic reticulum to Golgi vesicle-mediated transport; vesicle fusion with Golgi apparatus; retrograde vesicle-mediated transport, Golgi to endoplasmic reticulum. Gene Ontology annotation, cellular component: Golgi membrane; SNARE complex; endoplasmic reticulum-Golgi intermediate compartment. The record is from RefSeq and is a predicted model, not a curated record. The transcript has 4 exons. NCBI's taxonomy places the organism in Eukaryota, Fungi, Basidiomycota, Exobasidiomycetes, Microstromatales, Microstromataceae.